Setaria italica (foxtail millet) is the source of this 1368-nucleotide messenger RNA. Its product is annotated as MADS-box transcription factor 18. The coding region runs from base 135 to 893 and encodes 252 amino acids. The record is from RefSeq and is a predicted model, not a curated record. The transcript has 8 exons. Gene Ontology annotation, molecular function: DNA-binding transcription factor activity, RNA polymerase II-specific; protein dimerization activity; RNA polymerase II cis-regulatory region sequence-specific DNA binding. Lineage: Eukaryota; Viridiplantae; Streptophyta; Magnoliopsida; Poales; Poaceae. Gene Ontology annotation, cellular component: nucleus. Gene Ontology annotation, biological process: positive regulation of transcription by RNA polymerase II.
CCGAGCUCUUCAUUCCCUGCGCACCACUCGAGUCGAGAGCCACCUGAUCCUUCCUUCCCCGUCUUCCUCCCGCCCGACACGUCGCCCUCGCCAUUGCCGCGCCGCGUGCGAUCGGGAGAGGGUAGGCGGCGGAGAUGGGGCGCGGGCCGGUGCAGCUGCGGCGGAUCGAGAACAAGAUCAACCGCCAGGUGACCUUCUCCAAGCGCCGGAACGGGCUGCUGAAGAAGGCGCACGAGAUCUCCGUGCUCUGCGACGCCGAGGUCGCGCUCAUCGUCUUCUCCACCAAGGGGAAGCUCUACGAGUACUCCAGCCAUGAAAGCAUGGAAGGCAUUCUUGAGCGUUAUCAGCGUUACUCAUUUGAAGAAAGAGCAGUACUUGAUCCAAAUAUUGGAGACCAGGCAAAUUGGGGAGAUGAAUAUGGCAGGUUAAAAUCCAAACUUGAUGCACUUCAGAAGAGUCAAAGGCAACUGUUAGGAGAACAACUAGACUCACUGACCAUAAAAGAACUCCAUCAACUGGAGCAACAACUAGACAGUUCUCUGAAGCAUAUAAGAUCAAGAAAGAAUCAGCUCAUGUUCAAUUCAAUUUCUGAGCUCCAGAAAAAGGAGAAAUCGCUUACGGAUCAAAAUGGUGUCCUGCAAAAGCUCAUGGAGGCGGAGAAGGAGAAAAACAAUGCUUUAAUGAAUACACACCUCCGGGAGCAGCAAAAUGGAGCAUCAAAAAGCUCGCCAUCACCACCACCGUCAACAGUUCCAGAUUCCUUGCCGACUCUAGAUAUUGGGCCAUGCCAACCUAGAGGAACAGGAGGGGAGUCUGAACCUGAACCGAUUCCUGCUCAAGUAAACAGCGGCAAGCUGCCACCAUGGAUGCUCCGCAGUGUCAAUAACAGAUGAGCUCUUUCUGAUGCGGUUUUGCGGCUGAACUCGAAGGCAACACACUGCACCAACAAACACCCUUCGGUGACCCAGGCAUCCACCGCAGAGCGAUCCAUCUCGAUCCAGUGAUGGAUACCGGCAUAGUCACUAAUAAGAUCAGGUCUCAUCAAAUGCUUUACAGGGUGAAUGAAGUCUGGAGCACCUCUGCACCAGUAUAUUGCGUUUUGUUCUUGCGUCUACUGUCUCACUCCUUUUUUUUCUCUGAUCAACAAGCUCGGUGUACAUCUAAAAAGAGAAGCUCGGUGUAGCUUGUGGUUGGAGAUUCUACCGCUAUGUUUGUUUCCUCUGUCCUGUGUAGGCUUUAACGGAGAUGUAUGUUGUAUCAGUUGUGAUGUUUCUUGCGUUUUUCCAAAACAGAAGGCUCUUGUCCCCGAAAGUGUGGAGUCCCGGUCAAAGUGUUAAAUGCAUAAUUUGGUACUUCCUUCGUUUCAAA